CAAUAUUUCCCAGACGAGCAAAUAAAGAUUAUCUCUCAAUUGCUGUUAUGUAUCGAGUUAAAAAUGUAUACCUCAUUUGUGGAUUUUCCGCUAUCGGAGGAGGGCUUUUCGGCUAUGAUAUCAGUUCCAUGAGCGGCGUCAUCGGCACAGCUGCGUACAAGCGAUAUUUCGGUGACCCGGUGUCGUAUCGCCAAGGUGGAAUCACCGCGUCUAUGCCCGCCGGUUCGUUUGUCGGUUCGCUUGCGAGCUCCUUCAUCGCGGAUAGGUUCUCUCGCAAAGUCGCUCUCCAGGUCGGUUGUAUCCUAUGGAUCAUCGGUUCGAUAAUACAAUGCGCCUCCCAGAACAUAACCAUGCUCUGCGCCGGGCGCGUCAUCUCCGGCCUCUGCGUCGGCAUCGCGUCCUCGAUCGUGCCAGUGUACAUGUCCGAGAUCGCCCCGAAGGAGAUCCGCGGCCGCGUCGUGUCGCUGCAGCAGUGGGCCAUAACCUGGGGUAUCCUGAUGGGCUACUUCCUGCAGUACAUCGCGGCGACGGCCGGCGGCGGGCCCGACAACCCGGGCCAGUCCGAGGCCGCCUUCCGCAUCCCCUGGGGUCUCCAGAUGUGUCCCGCCUUCUUCCUCUUCGCCAGCUUGUUCUUCUUCCCGCAUAGCCCGCGCUGGCUCGCGUCGCAGGACCGCUGGGAGGAGGCGGUCCAGGUCAUCGCGGACCUCCACGGCGGAGGCAACGUUAACCAUGCCAAGGUCCUUGCCGAGUACAAGGAGAUCGAGGAGGCGCUGAGGUUCGAGCGGGAGGAGGCGGUUUCUAGCUUCGGCGCCCUGGUCCAGCCGCGGAUCUUGAAGAGGGUGGUUCUUGGGAUGAUGGUGCAGAUGUGGUCGCAGCUAAGCGGGAUUAACGCGAUGAUGUAUUACGUCGUAUAUAUCGUGGAGUCAGCGCAAAUCGGCUCGCCCCUUACGACAGCCGCGGUACAGUAUGUGCUUAACGUGGUGCUGACGUUGCCUGCUAUACUGUUCUUGGACAAGGUCGGACGUCGUCCGACGUUCAUCGUUGGUUCUUUCUUGAUGAUGGUAUUCCUCUUCAUCUCAGGGGCUCUUCUAGCCAUCUUCGGCCAACCAAACACGGGCCAAGGUAACAUCGACAUCACAUGGGUCGUAGUCGACAACGUGCCCGCGUCGUCCGCCAUAGUAGCAAGCUCGUUCUUGUUCGUCGCGGCCUUCGCGACGACGUGGGGCCCGACGUCGUGGGCGUACGCGGCGGAGAUCCCGCCACCGCAGGUCCGCGCGACGGCGGUCAGCAUCAGCACGGCGACGAACUGGCUGUGGAACAUGGUGCUCGCGUUCGCCGUGCCGCCGCUGUUCUGGAGCGCCAACUGGAAGAUGUAUAUGAUCUUCGCGGCCUGCAACGGCGCCGCGUGCCUCCACAUGGGCCUGUUCGCGCACGAGACGGCCGGGCUCACGCUCGAGGAGAUGGAUGAUGUGUUUGAUUCGGGGCGGCCUGCUUGGCGCCCCAACAAGAGACCCAGUCGUCUUGAUGCUUUACAGAAGGAUAUCGAGCAGGGCAACGUCCAGGUCUCUGCCCCAAGUUCUGCUGGUAGCAUGGAGCUGAAAGGGGAUGGGGAUAAAGUAGUUGCGCUAACAACUAUUGAACGGAUUCAUACACACGCGGGACCUGCUAAGUAG
Molecule: messenger RNA, 1673 nt
Organism: Annulohypoxylon truncatum
Lineage: Eukaryota; Fungi; Ascomycota; Sordariomycetes; Xylariales; Hypoxylaceae
Product: general substrate transporter
Exons: 8
Coding region: 48-1673 (541 amino acids)
Biological process (GO): transmembrane transport; carbohydrate transport
Cellular component (GO): membrane
Molecular function (GO): carbohydrate:proton symporter activity
Source: RefSeq, a predicted model, not a curated record